CUCCCACUCCUCCUCUUCCUCUCUCUCUCUCUCCUCCCACCCAACCUUCCUCCUCCUUCUCCUCUUUCUGUGAACAAACGUGAUGACCAUCGCUGGAUCAUCCGGACUCCAUCACAGUCAGAGAGCGGAUCUCAGAGUUCACAGCGGGGAGACAUUUCGGAUUAUGAUCCCGGUCCACUAUGAAAACCCGCAGCGUUAGGCACAAGUAGAAGAAGAGAAACUCGCAGCUGUCACCCCAAUCAACGCGUCGACAUGAACGGGACUGCAGCUGCCGCGGGUGGGUCGGCUUCUUGCCGCUUCGCCCACUAUUUUGUCGUGUGUGGAGUGGACACCGAGACGGGCCUGGAGCUGGACGAUGGCGCGGGUGAGAGCUUCGAGCAAAGCCCCAUCCGGCGGUCCUUCAAGUCAAAGGUUCUGGUGCAUUACCCGGAGAACACGGACAGGAACCCCUUCAACAAGGAUGCUGUCAACAUGCUCUGCCUGCCCAGAGGUCUGUCCUUCCGCACACAGGCGGACAGCCUCGACCCGCAGUUCCACUCCUUCACCGUCACCUCUGACGAUGGAACGCGCUCCUACGGCUUCGUUCACACCUUCUACGAGGAGGUGACUAGUCCUCAGAUUAUCACCGCCAUGCAGACUCUCUAUCAGAUGCACCAUGUGGAGCACCACUCCUCUUCGUCGGCCUCCUCGCCUUCUUCCUCCACGUCCUCCUCCGCUUCCACGCCCUCCACCUCCAGCAUGGACUCUCUCGCCAGCAGCUUGGAGGAGUCGGAUGCAGAGUCUUUGACGUCUGGAGUUUCUGGCUGCCUGGGCUGCGUGGGCUCCUUCGAUGCAGCGCGGGACACCCUGUACGUGUCCAAAGCCCUCUGCCUCAUCACGCCGCUCCCGUUCUUGCAAGCUUCACGGCAGUUUCUGGCUCAACUUCACCAGGCUGUGACAUCCCAGACGGCUCCACCUCUUCCUCUAGAGAGCUACGUCUACAACAUCCUUUACGAGGUGCCCCUGCCUCCACCUGGACGCUCCCUGAGGUUCCAUGGGGUGCAGGGGCCCAUCGUGUGCCAGCGGCCCGGUCCCGGGGAGCUUCCCCUGGGGGACUAUCCUCUGGGAGAGGCUUUCUCUCUGCUGGGUGUGGACAAUAUGGUUAAACUACUUACCUGUGCUCUGCUGGAAACCCAAGUCCUGCUGUACUCAAAAGACUACCAGCGUUUGAUGAUGGUGGCAGAGGGCAUCACCACUUUGCUGUUCCCCUUCCAGUGGCAGCACAUCUACCUCCCCAUCAUCUCUACUCCCCUGCAUCACCUCCUCGAUGCUCCAGUGCCUUUCCUGAUGGGCAUCCAGCACAGAAACGGAGCUCAGCGAUCCUCGCUUCACCUUCCACAUGAGGCCAACCUGUGUUUUGUGGACAUUGACAGCCGCUGUGUGGAAGCGCCGGAGGACCUGCCCCUGUUCCCAGAUCAGACCGAGCUCAUACAGGAACUGAGUGAAGUGCUGCUAAGUUUUGGGCUCCCUCCACGGGGAGGAGUGAUGGUGACGACCACCUCAGGCUCCACAUCGGAGUCGCCACGCCUGAGUAGCCUGGUGCUGGAGGACCUGAUGGAGGACCGGAGGAACGGGAACCUCGGAGGAGAAGAGCUGGCGGUGCUGGAGCGGCUCCAGGCUCUGGCGAGGAGAUGCGGAGGAGGAAAAGUUUCAGAGGGAGGAAAGACACUGGGACACGUGUUUGAGGAGGAAGAGGAAGAGUUGAAGGCUGCAAAAUUAAAUAUUCAGCUGAGGGAGGUGUUCGCCGUUCGUUUCGCCGCCAUUUUUGGCAGGUAUGAGGACUUUAUUGUCAACAGCGCUAUGGAUUUGGACUCGUGGUUGAACAAUAGAGAUGGCACCUGCAGCUUUGACAAGGGUUCGUUCCUCUCAGUUCAGCCAGCGGCCCACUUGCACUUCUUGUCCCGAUUCCUGGAGACCUCCAUGUUUUCCUCCUUCGUUGAUGGGAAGGUUGUCUCCCGCUGGGUGGACAGGGAGCCGCUGCAGCAGCUGUUUGACAGCCGCAUGGAGCGAGAGCGACUUUACGACGUAAGCGACGAGGAGUCCCGGAACCGUCCUUACAGGAAAUGCACCACGCUCUUUGAGUCAGCCCAGGCCAUCGAGCGCAGGCUGCUGAAGACGGACCACACGGCCAUACACCCCCACCUGCUGGACAUGAAGAUCGGGCAGGGCCGGCAUCACCCGGGAUAUUUCCCCAGACUGCAGGCCGACGUGCUUGUACAGGCACACAACACACACAAGUAUUCCAGUCGCAUCACAGCUUCUCGUAGGACUGAACCCAGAAGGAGUGUUGCUGAUCACUCUGGAACCGACAGUGAACCUAAACAGAAACACGGAUCCACAAGGAGAGCCUUCAGACAGUGGAAACUCCUCGACCCGUCGCCUCAAGCCGUCUCUCAGACUCACAGAGAGUUUGUCGAUGGGCUCUUGAGCGAGUGUCGUCUGAAGACAAAGCGGAUGCUGAAGGAGAGGAUGGGGAAAGAGUGUGUGGAGCUGGGUCAGGGAGAAGCCAACAUCACCGGCCUUCAGGAAAACACUCUCAUCCACGGUUUGUGUGAUCUGCUGGAGAGGACCUGGGGCCACGGCCUGCAGAUCAAACAGGGAAAGUCGGCAAUCUGGUCCCAUCUGCUGCACUACCAGGCUGCUCAGGAGAAGAUGGAAGCACCUGCUGAUGUACCAGGCUCUAACAUUGUGGACCAGAGGCUGUCUGAUGACGGCCCUUUGCUCCUGAGAGGGUCGCUAAUUCAGGACAUAAGGUUUAUCCAAACCAUGAGAGACGAUCUGUCUGAGGUGGGCCAGGCCAGAGCUUGGAUCCAUCUGGCUCUGGAGAAGAAAAUUCUGUCCCAACACCUGAAAGAGCUGCUGAUGAACCAGGAGCUGCUCAGGCAGCUGUAUAAGCCUCAUGCGUUCCUGCUCUGUGAGGAAGAGCGAGAACAGUUUCUGUACCACCUGCUCUCCCUCAACACUGUGGACUACUUCUGCUUUACCCGCACCUUCACCUCUAUCAGUAUUCCAUACCGCGUUGUUAUAAUUCCCAUGAAGAAGCUGAGCAUCGCCAUGGCAACGGUGAACCCCUGGGUGUGUGUGUCAGGAGAGCUGGGCGAUUCAGGAGUUAGACAGAUCCCAAAGAAUGCACAGGAAAUCUUUUUCCAGAGUAAGAACCUGGGCCGGCUCAGCACGCUGCAGCUGGGAGUGCAGGAGAACUCGGGUCUUCUGGCCAAGUGUCUGAUCGACUGUGUGGUGGUUUACAACGAGAUCACAGGUCACACCUACAGAUUUCCGUGUGGCCGAUGGCUGGGGAAAGGCGUGGGUGACGGCAGCCUGGAGAGAGUCCUGAUUGGUCAGCUGGUGUCUCCUGGAGCGGAGGAGGACGCUGGACGGUGGUCGGGAACUCCUCCGGAGCUGGUGUCUCCUUCUCAGAGCGUGAGAACAGUGCUGGGAUCACUCGGCGGCCGAAGCAGAAUGCACUCUGCCGAGGUACAGGAGGACCUGAGGGAGGCGGCCAACAACCUUGUUAAACAUUUUCACAAACCUGAGCAGGAGAGAGGGAACCUGACAGUCUUGCUAUGCGGUGAAGGAGGACUGGUCCUCGCUUUGGAGAAGUUCCUCCUCCACGGGUUCAGAUCCAACCGUCUUUUCCAGAGGAACGUUUUUGUUUGGGAUUUUGUGGAAAAAGCAGUGGUUUCUAUGGAAACUAAUGACCAGAUGGGCGACCUGCAUGGCUCGACACUACCUAAGAGUCCGCCUUGUGACUCGCUGUGCCGCUACGUCCACGCCAUCAAUUCUUCCCCCAGGAACAUUGGGAAGGAGGGAAAAUUUCAGCUGUUUGUCUGCCUGGGGAUCAGGGACAAACUCCUGUCUCAGUGGUUCCCCCUGCUGGUCGAGUGUCCCCUGACAGCUCGGACGUAUGAGGACGGCGCUCUGCUGCGGGACCGCGCCGCCCUGCACUCCCUCUGUCGCAUCCUGCAAACCCUGAACGGCUUCAGCGUCACCCUGGAGGCGGCGCUGGUCAAAGGGGUCGAACUCUGACCCUGAUGCGGGAAACACACGCACCCUGAUGAGAUGAGAUGAAAACUGCGGGAGGGACGAGAUGCAUUCAGACUCUUACAAAAUGUAACUCCAUGAUCAAAGUCGUCAGAUGAAGACGCAGACUUUGAAGCACCAAACAUAUCGCUUUGUUCACUGAUGUAAAAUGUCUUCUAUCUGCUCCAGGAAAUAGUCCUGUGUUUGUCUACACUGUGAAAUUCCUCCGGGAGAAAAGAUCAACUCAAACAUGCAGAAGAUAUCUGCUUACAUGAUCCAUCUUAUAUGACGUUAGAUCUACUGUAUCUACUCACUGCUGUGUUGCUUGCACUUAAAAUCUUAACCUGCAUGGCCAGAAUCUUUUCGUUUCAUUACUUUAGGUGUUGUAAUCUGAAGUGUCAUUGCUCAGGCCUUAUUAACCGUCUUUUAUUUGAUAUCUCAGAAAAUAUUGUCGUGAAAAGUAAUGUUCUCCUUGUAUAAUUUAAGCAUAAACUAAUGUUACAUGAAGCUCUUGUUAUCGUGUCAUGUCUGGCCUGUGUCUUGUUUUUUUUUUUUAUUUCAGUUUGGAGUCACAUGCUAAGCAGAGUCUUAGCAUGUGACUAAGGUUCUGCUUAGUCUUAGACUAAGCCAGUUGGAUUCAAGCUGGUUUGCUAAUUGUGUCACUCUAGUCCUGUCUGUCCCUCCAUCAGGAAUCCUCGUCGCCAAUCUCUCAUAAAAAUUUUUCUUCAUCAGAUCUCUUAGAGUUGCUCCAGCCAUUCAUUCCCAAUUGUUUUUUUUUAAUUUAUUUAUUUUUAUUACACAUUGAUCAGUUUUCAGCAUCAGUGGGUCCCUCCAUAGGCCAGCUUUCUCAUGUGAAUUAUAGACAUGCUGUUUAUUUGUCUUAUGGGAAUAACAGAGCACAGGUUUGUUAAAAAUGUUAAAUGUUAAUGUUGCAUUUAAUUUAACAUGUUAAAAUGUAAUCUUCUGCACUGUCCUGCAAGCACCAGUGUACCCCACGAUGACCAAGUCUCUGUCGUUUAAAUACAGAUUAGGAAGAGCAAUAAGUUAUUCAUGGUUUGUGCUGUUGAGAAAUUAAAGUUAUUGACACAGCUGGCA
Messenger RNA from Gambusia affinis (western mosquitofish), 5154 nucleotides. Its product is annotated as DENN domain-containing protein 5B-like. Gene Ontology annotation, molecular function: small GTPase binding; guanyl-nucleotide exchange factor activity. Lineage: Eukaryota; Metazoa; Chordata; Actinopteri; Cyprinodontiformes; Poeciliidae. The transcript is spliced from 21 exons. The record is from RefSeq and is a predicted model, not a curated record. Bases 253 to 4065 code for a protein of 1270 amino acids.